GAGAUGACGGACAAUUAUUCUUCGAAUGUUAAACGAGCCGUUGACAACCAUGGACCCGGUAAAAGCUCACACGAGGACGAAAGUUCCCGGAAACGAGUGAAAACGGAGACAAGAGACUUUAUAGGUAUAGACUUCGACACGAGUCAAGAAGCCCAACUGAGGUGCCUAAUGAAAACGGGCGAUGCUGGUGCAAUCAUCGGUAAAGGAGGCUCAAAUGUGAAACGCCUGCGGGAAGAGUAUAAUCUGCAAGUAGCGUUGCCGAACUCGAUGUCAGUUGAGAGAAUUCUCUCGAUUCACGGUGAAAUUAAAAACAUCGGAGAUGCUCUAUAUGACUGCUUCCAGUUGAUACAAGGUGACAGAAAUGGAAUCGACCCAGAAGACGCUACUGUAGAGUGCAGAAUGUUGAUUCACUCGCCGUAUAUUGGAGGACUGAUUGGACAUAAAGGGGAGAGAAUUCGAGAAAUCAGGGAGCGUAUGACUGCUGAUGUGAAAAUCUACGAAGAUUGUUGCCCUGGUAGUACGGAACGCGUAUUCAAAAUCGACGGAUCCAUAAAAGUAGUAGUUUCGUGUGUAAUGUACGUGUUACAUUUGUUGGAGCUGCCUGAAAUAAAAUCGAGACAUGGAGCUAAUAACCCGGCAGGAUAUGGUGCUCCUAAACCGGGACCGAGGAAGUUGAUUCAAUACGAUCCCAUAAACAACGCAGAUCUGAAUGAUGGUGCUUUCCGAGGCCAUAUGCCACCACCGCCGCCUCCCGAUUAUGGCUACCGAGGAUUCAGCGAUGAUAUUAACUACAGUUAUGAUAGCUACCACGGCCAGGGUCAAAACGAUCCUAUGUUUUUCGAUGACGUGCAUGGACCUAUUCGUACUGAAACUAUAACAGUUACUUCUGAACAUGCUGGAGCAAUUAUUGGCACGGGAGGAAGGAACAUCAAUGUUGUGAGACAGCGAAGCAAAGCUGAAGUACGACUUGAAGAUGGUAAUCGCGAUGGAGCCUCCCGGAAAUGUAACAUCACAGGCACAGAAGGUCAGAUAGGUUACGCGAAGUUCCUCAUAGAUCAGUUCAUUAAUGAAGAUCGGGCUCAAAGAGCUGGAGGAGGGGGACGCAGACCUCGAGGAGGAGGUGGCUCUGGAAGAGACGACGGAGUAUCGAGGCGUGGUGGCUUCCGAGGACGCGGAGGGUAUGGGCGUGGUGGAGGAAGUGAAAGACCUUCGGAGCCACCACCGCAUCAUCCUGCUCCAAGUGGCGGUAAUGAUUUUAGUAGUUAUCCACCACCAGCCCCUCCUGUUUCAAGUAACCAUGCAUAUGGCGCUUACUAUGCAACGCCAGCCCCACCCCAACCAAUGGCUAACCAAGCUCCUCCCCCUCCGGCCCCAUACUACCCUCAACCGAACAUGGGCAUGGGCGCUACUCCCCAACCCACGAUGGCAAGUGUGGCGGCUCAAUACGGGGGGAUGGCCCCCGCCCAACCCACGACUAUGGCUCCAGCCCCUCAACCAUUAAUGGCCCCACAGCCUAUGGCAGCUGCCUAUGGCGCACUGCAACCACAAUCCGCUGCUCAUUAUGGUUACGGGACCCCCCAACAACCAAUGGGAGGUAUGCCGGGAUUUGGAUAUUAGAGUGUUAUUUGGGCUCUAAAUGAAAGGAGCAUCAAAACCCACCACCGAACACACCAACCAACAAUCCCACCUACCCAACCCGUUCGAAAUUAACUGGACUUGCAUGCAAAGCUGAAUUAUACUGGCAGUCGAAAAGAAUCCUCUUGAUAAGAUUGUAAUAGAGUGUAAAAAUGUUAAUGUUAAUUUAUUGGAGGUCUAAGUGAACAGAGUAAUCACUGUUUGGAAAUAUGGUCUCUUUUUCCUUUCAGCCCUACCUCACAUAGAAAUUUUCAAGCAUCAAUAUUAUGGUAUAAAGAGAG
Symsagittifera roscoffensis is the source of this 1916-nucleotide messenger RNA. Its product is annotated as heterogeneous nuclear ribonucleoprotein K-like. The record is from RefSeq and is a predicted model, not a curated record. Gene Ontology annotation, biological process: regulation of RNA metabolic process; regulation of gene expression. The transcript has a single exon. Gene Ontology annotation, cellular component: cytoplasm; nucleus. NCBI's taxonomy places the organism in Eukaryota, Metazoa, Xenacoelomorpha, Acoela, Convolutidae. The coding region runs from base 4 to 1617 and encodes 537 amino acids. Gene Ontology annotation, molecular function: mRNA binding.